UGUGUAUGUGGCAGCACACAUGAUGGCCUCGCAUCCACACACAUAAGUAAUAAGAGGAAAAGGCAGUGGUGUUGCCCAAUGGCGCACGCUCGGAGGGCGCGUCACGUCUUCAACAGUGUUGCGUGUUUAGCCUUGCUCUCAUGGGGCAGCGUGUGUUUCCUCGCUUCACAUCACCAGCAGGACUUUCAAAAUUUCGGAAAGGAAGAGGAGGAAGUAACGUUUAAUAGGGCGAAUACAUAUGUGUACAACAAGAAUCCUGCUGAACGGCUGAAAAGAUUUCUUACGAAUCCUACCGUGUCCUGUAAAAAGUUGCGGAGCGUCGGGGGUAGAUCCUGCCUUGGAGCCUCCGACGGUGCCAAGCUGGUGUGCAUGGACGAGGGAGUGGCGCCGACGGCUCGGAAUUGCCUCGUGUAUUCGUUCGGGGUCGGCAACGACUUCACUUUCGAUGAACAGAUGCAGGAUUUCGGCUGCGAAGUCCACGCCUUCGAUCACGACGUAGACCAUGAAACGUACGACCACAGGAUUGGCCCGAGCGUCUUCUUCCACAAAUCAAGAAUCGGCUUUAAGACGGGAUACUUCAAGUUCUGCACGGAGAAUCCAUCUGGGAUAGAGUGCAAUCCCUUUGUCCGGUACAAAACAUUCAAGGACAUACAGAGAUCUCUCGGGCAUGAAAUGCGUUACCUGGACUACCUGAAGAUGGACAUCGAAGGAGGAGAGUGGAUUGUGCUCGAUAACAUCAUCCGAACCACCAGUGUUCUGAACACCACUUCACAAAUCUCCUUGGAGAUCCACUUUGAUGAAAUAAGAAAAGAAAAACCACUUGAAGAGAAGCGAAAAGACAUAGAAAGAUACUUAGCUGUAUUUGAUGGCUUGGCUAAACUUGGAUUCCAAAUAGUGAAUUUUGAAGAGAACGAAAUGAACCCACAAUAUGAGACUGUAGAUGGAGUCACAUUUGCAGUUUAUGCUGAAAUUUUAUUACUAAGAAGGGUUAAUUAAGAAUUUUAUUGAAAUUGCUAGUAGGUGUUAUUCAGUGUUUUAUUAGUAAAUGAAAUUUAAAUUACUGAAUAUAUGAGUGUUUGUCUCUUUAACUGAACUGCUUUGUUCAGCUUUGCUCUGUUAAAUAAAUCUGGGUUGACUAGUGAGGGAGUGUAACCAGUGGGUUGAUUAUGGCACCCUAGAUCAUUUUCAUCAUAAUUUCUCUUCUGUCUAAUCAUAAGGCAAUGUGGCCACUUCCCCAUUGCAUAGCUACUGGGGGCUAGUUGUCACUGCUUCUGGCCAGUUGAUGGAAGCAGGCCACUAGAGGUGACUUAAUUCUGGUUAAUUUUAAAUGUUUUUGUACAGCCAUUUUUUUAACUAUGAGUAUUUAAAUUAAUGUAUUUUUGGCAUAUAUAAUUUCCAUCAAACCUAAACAUUUGAAGGAUGCCCCUUUUUCAUGUUCCUAAUUUGUUUGUAUUUGUAUUUUAUCCACAUGUGUCCAGAUUCUAUCUUGCAAAUCUAUGGUAUUUGACACACAAAAAGAUGUUUGACCUAUAAUAGAAAAUACUCAUUCUAAACAUUAUGCAAAAGUGAUGAAAUCAAAGUAAUUGGAAUAUAUACUAUCCAGAUAUCAUAACAUUGGCAGGGCAUAUACUGCUGUUCUAGCUUCAUGGGCAUGGUCACACUGUUGACAAUGUGCAUAUGGCAUCAGUUAGCCUGCUGGGCCAAACUAAAUAGUGGCACAUGCAAAUCAGUACGAACUCGGAAUUUCAUUAUAUCACAA
Messenger RNA from Penaeus indicus, 1759 nucleotides. RefSeq lists its product as uncharacterized. The transcript has 6 exons. Bases 79 to 996 code for a protein of 305 amino acids. Lineage: Eukaryota; Metazoa; Arthropoda; Malacostraca; Decapoda; Penaeidae. The record is from RefSeq and is a predicted model, not a curated record.